This is a messenger RNA of Colletotrichum higginsianum IMI 349063, 924 nucleotides long. Its product is annotated as 6-phosphogluconate dehydrogenase 2. The record is from RefSeq and is a predicted model, not a curated record. Gene Ontology annotation, molecular function: oxidoreductase activity, acting on the CH-OH group of donors, NAD or NADP as acceptor; NADP binding; NAD binding. Lineage: Eukaryota; Fungi; Ascomycota; Sordariomycetes; Glomerellales; Glomerellaceae. Bases 1 to 924 code for a protein of 307 amino acids. The transcript has 2 exons.
AUGUCAGCCAGGCUCCUCUGGGUCGGUCUCGGCAACAUUGGGAGGGAAAUGUGUAAAAACCUCGUCGAGAAGUCCAACUUGGAUCAACCGCUUCUCAUCUACAAUCGCACCGUCAAACGAGCGACAGAACUGAGCCAGAGCUUGCCCGCUGGCAAGACAGAGAUCGCAGUCUCGCUCGGAGCCGCCAUUACCAAGGCCGAUAUCAUCUUCACGUGCAUUGCCAAUGACCAGGCAGUAGAGGAGGUCUUCGCGACCGCAGUCCAGCAUGACCUCAAUGGCAAAGUAUUCGUGGAGUGCUCUACCAUCGCCCCCGCUACUUCCGAGGCCGCAGCGAGGUCGGUCCUGGACAAGGGCGCGGAGUUCGUUUGUGCCCCGGUGUUUGGUGCUCCCGCCAUGGUGGCUGCUGGUAAUGCGACUUUGGUGUUGGCAGGACCCAAGACUUCGAUCGAGAAGAUCCGGCCAUACGCCAAUGCCAUGGCAGCCCGCGAAAUCAACAUGGCCGGUGAGCCGUAUCACAAGGCUUCGACAUUGAAGGUGCUGGGAAACACCGUAAUCCUGGGCAUGGUCGAGCAGCUGGCAGAGACAUAUGUAACUGCCGAGAAGAGCGGGCUGGGAACUGGCUACCUCAAGCAGUUCGUCGACGCCCUCUUCGGUGGAAGCCCGUACCCUGCGUAUUCGGUACGGAUGUUGGAAGGUGACUACUAUAAGAGAGAAGAACCGCUAUUCGCGGUUGAUCUUGCGCGCAAGGAUGCUGCCCAUGCCAUGGCCAUCGCCAAAGCUGCCGGCACGCGCCUACCAAAUAUCGAAACCGCCGACAAACACCUCCAGAUUGUGAAAGAACACGCGGGACCUUCGGGUGACAUGGCCGGUAUUUACGGCGCCGUGAGAAAGGAAGCUGGUCUCAAAUUUGAAAACGACUCUUAG